Arvicanthis niloticus (Nile rat) is the source of this 1418-nucleotide messenger RNA. The record is from RefSeq and is a predicted model, not a curated record. NCBI's taxonomy places the organism in Eukaryota, Metazoa, Chordata, Mammalia, Rodentia, Muridae.
CUUGGAUCAAGUAUUGGUCAGUGGGGCAGUGCUCUUGGAGUGUUCCCACCCUCCUGUGAAGUCACCCUCGGGAUUCUCAGGAUUGGCUGACCAUGACCUCUAUAAAGGAGCAGGCAGCCAUCAGCCGGCUCCUGAGCUUCUUGCAAGAGUGGGACGAUGCCGACAAAGUCCUCCGGACUCAGAUUCUCACCACAUUCAUUGAAACCAAUGAAGGCAAGACUGGCCCGGAGUUGGAACUGGAGUUUUCCCAGGGAGCCAGUUUGUUCCUCAUCCGAGUGACCACCUGGCUCAGAAUCAUCUACAUGACUGGCUUGGAUUUAGAAAAGAUCCUGAGGUCCAUUGGUAUCUUCCUAUCUGCUGUGAGCAGCAAUCGGUACCUGAUAGAAUUUCUUGAGAUUGGAGGUGUCCUAACACUCUUGGAAAUACUUGGUCUAGAGAAGAUCAAGGAAGAGGACAAAAAGGAAUCCAUCAAACUACUUCAGAUUAUUGCAAAUACUGGCAGGAAGUACAAGGAGCUCAUCUGUGAAAGCUACGGUGUAAGAGCCAUAGCAGAAUUUCUGGCAAAGUCUAAAUCAGAAGAGACCCAAGAGGAAGUGCAGGUUCUGCUGGAUGCAUUGGUCCAUGGUAACCCCAAGUACCAGAACCAAGUUUAUAAAGGCCUAAUAGCUCUGCUGCCCUGUGGGUCCUCCAAAGCCCAGCAACUGGCCCUGCAGACUCUCAAGACUGCCCAGUCAAUCGUUGGAGCGACACACCCCAGCAUCGUGGACUGUGUGCUGGCGGUCCUGAGCACAGUGCACCUGGAGGUCCAGUAUGAAGCCAUCGAGCUGAUAAAGGACCUGAUCCACUACGACGUGCGCUUGCCUCUUCUCAAGGGCCUCGUGGCCCUGCUCAUACCACCAGUCAAGGAGACAUCCAAACUGCAGGCCAGGAUCUUCAGUGACUCUUCGAUUCUCCAGAUCACCAACCAGCUACCAGUGUUCCUGCAACAGGCUGCAGCUGCCAAGACCAUUGGGAUCCUGGCACGCAACGACUUGAACUUGGCAAAGGAGCUGUUGCACCUGCGUGUGGUCCAUGGCCUGAUGUCGGCCAUGGGUAACACUGACCACAGCAAUAGCCAGAGGCUGGCCAGCCUCACACUGGAGUACUUUGUGCAAAUGUUCCCACUGGUGGAGGAACACGUCCGCAAGUCCAUGGGGGAAGAACUCUACCAGCUCUUCCUUAGCGAUGCCGAGAUCUUGUACACAAAAAUAGAUAGCAUUCAAGCGGACAUCUUGGCAGCCAACAAAGUCAAUGUUACCAGAGACAGCUGCGACUGCAUCAACAACAGCUCCAUCAGCUUCUUCACGGGCUCAGAUGAUUCGAAUCAGACGGGACUCACCAGCGACUUUGAGAAGCUUCAUUCAGAAUCCAAGGAGUGA